AUGGGUCCUGCCGCGAAGAUCGUCGCAGUCGCCGCGGUGGCCGCGGUGGCCGACGCGGCGGUGUGCUUCAUUGGCGAGGAAGGCGCAAAAUGCACACAGACUUGUGAGGCCGUGUCCGGGACUUGCGUCGAGGUUGAUUGGGCUCACGAGACACAGACCCAGGAGGACGUGUACAAGCUGCUCUGCCUCGAAUGUGGCGCCAUUGCAGUCGACACCAGCCAGAAGAGAGCGGCUCAAAAGCAGGUCUGGCAGUAUUCCCCAGAUCACAUGGCCGACAAUCCAAAAUAUUGCAAACAAACCGGCUACAAAAGCCUCUGCGACGAGGCUCAUCAGGUUCGUUUUGUACGCCAAUGCAAGUGA
This is a messenger RNA of Prorocentrum cordatum, 360 nucleotides long. The record is from the annotation of a GenBank genome assembly. NCBI's taxonomy places the organism in Eukaryota, Dinophyceae, Prorocentrales, Prorocentraceae.